This is a messenger RNA of Camellia sinensis, 1746 nucleotides long. NCBI's taxonomy places the organism in Eukaryota, Viridiplantae, Streptophyta, Magnoliopsida, Ericales, Theaceae. The record is from RefSeq and is a predicted model, not a curated record.
AUGCAGGUUUGCACUGUAGAUGAAGAUGAAGAGGCAGCUGGUAGUGGUAGGAGAGAAAAUGGAGAUUCUUGCUCAGUUUCGCAUCUCCAUGCCAAACACAGGCUCUCUAAGAGUGCUACUGAGAGGAACUUGGAUAAUCCAAGAGGUGGAGUUUCACAUCCAAUACAGAACGAUUUCACCGAAUCACAUGAAUUGCAACCGUCAGAAAGCACUUGUGGAGCACAAAGUCCCCUUCUCGAGUACUCCAUCAACACUAACACAGAUAAUGCAUCAAGUCAUCGAGCCUCUUUGGAAAAGGAUAUUGAGCAGCUGCAAUUGCGUUUGCAGCAAGAGAAAUCUUUGAGGAUGGUGCUUGAGAGGGCAAUGGGUCGUGUUUCUAGUACCUUAUCUCCUGGACACAGGCAUUUUGUUGCGCAGACAAAGGAAUUGAUAGCAGAGAUCGAGCUACUGGAAGAAGAGGUUGCAAAUCGCGAGCAGCAUGUUCUCUCUCUCUACAGAAGCAUUUUUGAACAUUGUGUUAGUCGGCCUCCUUCUGAGCAAUGCUCGGGCAUGACUUCGCCAGCCCAUGUGAAGAAUGAAUCUAGGAAACACCCAAGUGUAAUUUCGAGUGCCUUUUGUUCCUCAAAAAAGUUCCCUUUGAGACCUUUUCAAGCUCUGGCUUCCGCAAAUGACGCGGGGAAAAGAACCUUACUGUUGCAGUCUAAGGCAAGACAUGCCUCAUUGCUUAGUUCCAAAUCCAACAACCAAUUUGAGAGGACUUGGUCAGACCAUCGUAAGGGUCAGGAAUUGCUACCAACAAUGGAGAAAACUUCUGUGCUACGAACCCUAAAAGAUCAUCUCUACCAGUGCCCAAGCAAGUUGUCUGAAGAAAUGGUCAGGUGUAUGGCUGCUGUCUACUGUUGGCUUUGUAGUUCAGCUUCUGAAAGUAUAGAACAAAAACAAAACCGGUCACCUUUACUCUCAAGGUCGUCCACCAAUGUUGUACUCCCCGGACGUGGAAUCAGUGACGACAGGGAUUGGUCAUGCAAAUCCAUGGUUGAAAUAUCUUCAAUAUCAACUGAUCAGAACAACUUCACUCGUGCAUCUUAUGCCAUUGACAACUACAGGUGGGUUUAUUACUCACUAAAAAGAGGUGGGAAAAGAAAAGAAAGAAGGCAAGAGAAGGUUGAUUUUUCUGUCAUCUACUUGGUUCAUUCUCUAUUGGGCAUAUAUUAAGUUCCUCCAAACAGAGGACAGAAAAAAAUGGAAACCAAGCAUUUUCAUCACCCAAAAAGCCACAAUGAUCUUAGAUUAUACAAAACUUGGGGGUAGGAUAUAAGUUUCCAAUGCCUUUUGUGGAUACAAAGAUCCACAUUGUUGGCUCCAUGUCACUGUUGGCUCCAUGUCACUGCCACAUCAUACUCUCCAUAUGCUUUGGGUUUCAUGUGUCAGCAUCGGGUGGUGACACCAGGACCAACAAAUGUGUUGGUGCUCCACUUUGGGGUCAAGCACUUGGGGGCUAACAUACAUGGUACUUUAGCCUUGAGCCCAAGCACUCAAGGGCAAUCUCCAAGAAGCCCAUAGGUGUGCUUGGCCUACCUUGCUCAGUUGAGUGAUCCCUCAAGGCUGGCCCUGAGAUUUAGGAGGCCUAAGGCGAAUUUCGGAAAUGGGGGCCCCUCUUACAUUGAAAAAAAAAAAUUAUGAAUAAAACGAUAAGUUACAACUUUUUUAUUUGUUUGUAGCUACGAAAAAAAUUACUUACACAUA